CAGCAGGACCCACACGCCAUGCGCGUCCCAACGGGCUGCUGAGCGCGGGCGGCGAUGUCGGGGCGCGGGGCUGCGGGCUCCGGUCGGGGGCUGCUGCUGGCGCUGCUGCCGGCGCUCGGCGCGCUGCCGCGGGUGCGGGGCGUCGAGGAGGGGCCUGGCAGCGCGCACGGACACAGCCAGGGUUUCCAGGUGGUCACCUUCGAGUGGCUCCAUGUCCAGGACCCGUACAUCAUCGCGCUGUGGAUCCUCGUGGCCAGCGUGGCCAAGAUCGGUUUCCAUCUGUCGCACAAGGUCACCAGCGUCGUCCCCGAGAGCGCGCUGCUCAUCGUCUUGGGCCUGGUGCUGGGCGGCAUCGUCUGGGCCGCUGACCACAUCGCCUCCUUCACGCUGACGCCCACCGUCUUCUUCUUCUACCUGCUGCCCCCCAUCGUGCUGGACGCCGGCUACUUCAUGCCCAAUCGGCUCUUCUUUGGGAACCUGGGCACCAUCCUGCUGUACGCCGUCGUCGGCACCGUGUGGAACGCGGCCACCACCGGACUGUCCCUCUACGGCGUCUUCCUCAGCGGCCUGAUGGGGGACUUGAACGUCGGGCUGCUGGACUUCCUCCUGUUCGGCAGCCUGAUUGCCGCCGUGGACCCGGUGGCUGUCCUGGCCGUGUUCGAGGAGGUGCACGUCAACGAGGUCCUGUUCAUCAUCGUCUUCGGGGAGUCGCUGCUGAAUGACGCCGUCACUGUGGUCCUCUACAACGUGUUUGAAUCUUUCGUGACGCUGGGUGGUGACAAGGUGACUGGCGUGGAUUGCGUGAAAGGCAUAGUGUCCUUCUUUGUGGUGAGCCUGGGCGGCACGCUGGUGGGGGUCGUCUUCGCCUUCCUGCUCUCGCUGGUGACGCGCUUCACCAAGCACGUGCGCAUCAUCGAGCCGGGCUUCGUGUUCGUCAUCUCCUACCUGUCCUACCUCACGUCCGAGAUGCUGUCACUGUCCGCCAUCCUGGCCAUCACCUUCUGCGGCAUCUGCUGCCAGAAGUACGUGAAGGCCAACAUCUCAGAGCAGUCGGCCACCACCGUGCGCUACACCAUGAAGAUGUUGGCCAGUGGGGCCGAGACCAUCAUCUUCAUGUUCCUGGGCAUCUCAGCCGUGAACCCCCUCAUCUGGAAGUGGAACACGGCCUUUGUGCUCCUGACCCUGGUCUUCAUCUCUGUGUACCGGGCUGUUGGUGUCGUCCUGCAGACCUGGGUCCUGAACCGGUACCGGAUGGUGCAGCUGGAGAUCAUAGACCAGGUGGUCAUGUCCUACGGCGGCCUGCGCGGGGCCGUGGCCUUUGCUCUGGUCGUCCUCCUGGAUGAGAAGAAGGUGAAGGAGAGGGACCUGUUUGUCAGCACGACCCUCAUUGUGGUCUUCUUCACGGUUAUCUUCCAGGGCCUGACCAUCAAGCCCCUGGUGCAGUGGCUGAAGGUGAAGAGGAGCGAACACCGGGAACCCAAACUCAAUGAGAAGCUGCACGGCCGGGCUUUCGACCACAUCCUCUCAGCCAUCGAGGACAUAUCGGGGCAAAUUGGACACAACUACCUCCGCGAUAAGUGGUCCAAUUUUGAUAGGAAAUUCCUCAGCAAAAUCCUCAUGAGACGGUCGGCACAGAAGUCUCGAGAUCGGAUCCUGAAUGUUUUCCACGAGCUCAACUUGAAAGACGCUAUCAGCUAUGUGGCUGAGGGAGAGCGCCGUGGGUCCCUGGCUUUCAUCCGUUCCCCCAGCACCGACAACAUGGUCAACGUGGACUUCAGCACACCACGGCCCUCAACCGUGGAGGCCUCUGUCUCCUACCUCCUGAGGGAGAACGUGAGUGCGGUGUGCCUGGACAUGCAGUCGCUGGAACAGAGGAGGAGGAGCAUCCGUGACACGGAGGACACGGUCGCGCACCACACCCUGCAGCAGUACCUGUACAAGCCUCGGCAGGAGUACAAGCAUCUCUACAGUCGGCACGAGCUGACCCCAAACGAAGAUGAGAAGCAGGACAAGGAGAUCUUCCACAGGACCAUGCGGAAGCGCCUGGAGUCCUUCAAGUCCGCCAAGCUGGGCGUCAACCCGAACAAGAAGGCGGCAAAGCUCUACAAGAGGGAGCGCGCCCAGAAACGGAGAAACAGCAGCAUUCCCAAUGGGAAACUGCCCCUGGAGAGCCCCAUGAACAAUUUCACCAUUAAGGAGAAAGAUUUGGAACUUUCAGACCCGGAGGAGGCCCCGGACUAUGGUGGUGAAAUGGGUGGGGGGAUCGAGUUCCUGGCAAACAUCACACAAGACACCACGGCCACAGACUCCCCGUCAGGAAUUGACAACCCUGUGUUCUCCCCGGAUGAGGACCUGAGCAUCCUCUCCAGGGUGCCACCCUGGCUGUCCCCUGGGGAGACGGUGGUGCCCUCCCAGAGGGCGCGUGUGCAGAUCCCCUGCUCUCCAGGCAACUUCCGCCGCCUGGCGCCCUUCCGCCUCAGCAACAAGUCCGUGGACUCCUUUCUGCAGGCUGAUGGCCCCGAGGAGCAGCCCCACAUGACCCACCCUGAGUUCACGCACAUGUGACACGGGCUCCGACGUGCCGCUGACCGGACGCUCGUCCCCUCCCGCCGCCGAGAAGCCCCCGCUCCCCGCGCGGUCCCCGCGCCCGCGCGCCCUGAGCCCGGCCCCGCCCGCCGGCGGCCCGCCCGC
This is a messenger RNA of Lontra canadensis (Northern American river otter), 2691 nucleotides long. It is a transcript of the gene SLC9A3, whose product is annotated as solute carrier family 9 member A3. Gene Ontology annotation, molecular function: sodium:proton antiporter activity. The coding region runs from base 55 to 2565 and encodes 836 amino acids. Lineage: Eukaryota; Metazoa; Chordata; Mammalia; Carnivora; Mustelidae. Gene Ontology annotation, cellular component: brush border membrane; apical plasma membrane. The transcript is spliced from 17 exons. The record is from RefSeq and is a predicted model, not a curated record. Gene Ontology annotation, biological process: sodium ion transport; proton transmembrane transport; regulation of pH.